This is a messenger RNA of Mollisia scopiformis, 1780 nucleotides long. RefSeq names its product Metallo-dependent hydrolase. The record is from RefSeq and is a predicted model, not a curated record. Gene Ontology annotation, molecular function: hydrolase activity, acting on carbon-nitrogen (but not peptide) bonds. The transcript is spliced from 4 exons. Lineage: Eukaryota; Fungi; Ascomycota; Leotiomycetes; Helotiales; Mollisiaceae. The coding region runs from base 185 to 1687 and encodes 500 amino acids.
CUCGGCUUUCGCUGUAAGGCGGCCUACGAAAAUGAAGAGCGACGCACGAACUCACCAGUCUCGCGACUGCGCGAUAUCGAUGUCGAGGAUUAAGUAUAUAGGAAGCAACAUGCUGAAAAAGUAAACAAGAAACCACAUCCAAUACGGGUUACCAACGUCUCAGAGAACACUCAGCAUAUCCGAUAUGGCAACUCCCAUGCUUCUCAAAGGAGGGACAGUCUUAGUGCACGACGAACAGGACCAUGUCCAUGCUCUCAAAACGGAUCUUCUAAUUGAAGGAAACACUAUUUCCAAGACCGAAGAUGAUAUACUGGCUUCGUCCAGUACUCAAAUCAUCGACUGUACAGACAAAAUAUUGACACCUGGCUUUAUCGAUACUCAUCAUCACGUCUGGCAGACUUUGCUGAAAGGACGACAUGGUGAUGAUACUUUGCUGGACUAUUUCCCAAAAGGAAAUUUCACGUCUUCCGUUCAUGACUCCGAGGAUUUCUUUUGGGGCCAGCUUGGUGGCUGUCUGGCCAUGCUCGAUGCUGGCACAACCACGGUUGUUGAUCACGCCCACCUGAACUACGCUCCUGAGUCUAGUAAGGCAGCAAUAGCUGCAGACAUCUCAUCAGGAAUCCGAUCUGUCUUUUGCUAUUGUCCAACUCCGCGCACUGAGUCUUGGUCCCCAUUCAAGUUUUCUGGUCAUGACAUGCUCCCUGACUGGGUGAUGACCACCAUGAAAGAACUCGCUUCCAAAGCUCCAUUUGGAGACGGAAGGAUUACAUUGGGUUUAGCUUUUGAUGCUCUCUGGAUGCCCAAAGAAGUAGUGGUGAAUCUUUUCACCAAAGCUAAAGAUAUGGGCAUCAAACUUAUUACUACCCACUAUGUGCGAAGUGCUAUCCAAGCACCACACUCCCCCAUUGAAGUCCUCGAUAGUUACGGCAUCCUAGACUCAGCCUACCUCUUCUCUCACACCACCAACGCUACCCCAAAAGACGCCGCUCUCCUCCUCUCCUCGAACUCACACGCAUCAACCACGCCCUCGACCGAGCUCCAAAUGUUAGGUGGUUCAACCGCUGCCUUCCACCCAACGCUGAACAUGACUUCCCAAUGCGGCGUCGGCGUAGACUGCCACUCCAACAACUCCGUCUCCAUCGUUUCCGAGAUCCGCUUACUGCUCCAACACGUACGCGCGGUAUACAAUCAGAAAUUCGUAGAUAAAGGCGUCGUAGCGAAGAAAGUCAACCAUACCGUUGAAGAAGCGUUUAAUCUUGGCACGAUAGGCGGCGCGAGAGCUGCUGGCUUGAGUGAUAAGGUGGGUAGUUUGAAGGUGGGGAAGUUCGCUGAUAUACUGGUCUGGGAUGCGACGAGUCCGGCGAUGGUUUGUGCGGCUCAGCAUGAUCCGGUACAGGCGGUGGUGCUGCAGAGUAGUCCGAAGGAUAUUGAGAUGGUUAUUGUGGACGGGGUGAUUAGGAAGGAGGGUGGGAGGUUGAGAGAUGUGGAUUUGAGGCCAGGGAGGGAGAUGUGGGGUGGUGAUGGAGCGAAAGGGGAUGUGGUGAGUUGGAACGAUGUUUCGAAGGAGUUGGUAAAGAGGAGAGAGAGUGUUCAGAGCGUGAUUGAGGGUUUGGAUAUGGAGGAGGCGAGAAAGGGUAUCAUUCAGGGCUGGUAUAUCAACGAGGAGGUUAUUGUUGAUAGUGCUUAGAUGGUGGUGGUAGGAGACUUAUUGGAAGAAUGGGAGUAGAGUCCCACAGAGGCUUCAUGCUAACACUCUUGCAACAUUAAUACAUGCAAUCCC